AUGGCCAUGGCAAGUAUGAGACUAGUACAGUUCCAACCUAACGAAGAGGUCUAUGUAAGAAGAUCAUCUUCAAAUAAAAAGUUUGAUCAAGAAAGAGCUGCCUUGUUGAACAACUUUUAUUUUCUAAACAAACACAUGUCUAAAGAACAUGCAAAAAUUGAAUAUAGAAACAAUUCCUUUUUCAUUACUGAUUUGUCAACUUUCGGUACCAUUAUUAAUGACCAAGUCCUAGUUACAAAUACCAAACACCCUUUAAAGAACCAAGAUCGGUUAGGUUUUAUCUUGUCAAUCCCAUCAGCACAAAUUAGGGCCAAAAUGAAGGAAUUUAAAGAUCAGACUAGUUUUUCCAUUGCUGCGUUUGAUAGGGCAAAAAUAGCGUUAGAGUUUGUUGUGCACAUUUUGAAUGAAAACAUACUAAAACUCGUUUCCAAAGAUAAUCAGUAUCAUUUAAUACAGGUACAAGACAAAGCAAUCAAGGAAACUAAAGAUCCCAAAUGGUUAGUUAUGCUGUACGACACGCAAAAACCAAAACUGAACCUUUCUGGUGGUGAUGAGAUAGAUGAAAUUGGAGUCGAAGAAAAAGGGGAAAUUGAAGGUAAUGGAAAUAAUGGAGACGGAGAUGGAGCCGGAGAUGGAGCUGGAGAUGGAGCAGAAGCUGGAGCUGAAAGAGAUGCAGAUGGAAGUUUAGAAGACACUACAUUUCACAAAUAUACAGAAGAUGAUAUUUCUCCAUACUGCGUCGAAAAAACAGUUGAAUAUGAGGAUGGAGUCUCAUACAGCCCCUCACCUGCUUUUUCUUUUUUUGAUGACGAUCAAGUUGACACUAAAGAAUGUAACGUUGAAGUUGGACAGCCAAACCCUAUAAAAUCAAUUGAAUGUAAUUUGAUUGGGUUAUCACCAACUAACUCUGCUAAAGAUGUUGAAACUUUAAAAUUGUACUCAGACUCAUUUGAAAAUGGGUCUGAAUCAACAAAAGGGGCACACGAUCGCAACAAAAUUAUACACGAGACUCAAGCGCAGAUUGACGAAAAAGACAGUUCAGAAGAACCACCUAGCGAAUGCCAAUAUGAAGUUGACAAUGUUUAUAAUAAGCAUAGUCAAAUUGUUGUCGUGAAUGAUAGUUGGGACCACACUGAGGAUGAAAAGAACAAAAAGGAUAAAAAUGAAGGUAGUGAUGAGUCAACCGGUAACCACACAGGUAACUAUAAGAUAAAGUUUUCGGAUAUGGAAAAAAUUGACAAAGAAGACUAUGACGAGGACAAAAAUGACGACGAAGAUGAUGAUGAAGAUGAUGAAGAUGAUGAUGAAGAUGAUGAUGAAGAAGAAGAUGAAGAUGAUAAUGACAGGGACGAAGAAGAAGAAGAUGAUGAAGAUGAUGAAGAAGAUGAAGAUGACGAGGACGAAGAAGAAGAAGAAGAAGAUUAUGCAAUCUAUGAAUUAGACUCAGAAGGUAGUUAUGAUUGUAUUGCAGGUUUUGAGAUUGGGUAUGAUAGCAGUAUUGAUACACUUUUAAAAAAUAGGACGAGCGGCAAACGCCUGCCAGUCACUACAAGAAUCCAAAGAAUGCUUUUGGAAGAAAAUGAAGAAAAUGAAGAGGAUGAAGAGGAUGAAAAGAAAGAAGAGGAAGAAGAGGAAGAAGAGGAAGAAGAGGAAGAAGAGGAAGAAGAAGAAAAGGAGAAAGAAUAUACUAGUGUUGUUGAAAGCUUUUUACCUAGACAAGUCGACAAGGAAAAUAACUCAUCAAACUCAAUCAAGUUCAAAAACUGUCAUCAUCAAGGCAUUGAUCAAAGCAAACAAAGAAAACGGUCUUUUGAGGAAGUUUUGGACAACGAUGUUAGCAAAGUAAAUCUACCACCAGCUAAAAAGAAACAAACUACGGUACACGCAAGACCGUCUUUAUCUUACACUGUGGCAAAAGAAGUUGGUAAAGGUGUCCUUUAUGUUUUUGCUACAAUCGCCGCGCUUGGUGUUUAUGGUGCCCGCUUGGCUGCCCAAGAGGAAGUACAAUAUUCAGAUCCUUAA
This is a messenger RNA of Lodderomyces elongisporus, 2022 nucleotides long. RefSeq lists its product as uncharacterized. The record is from RefSeq and is a predicted model, not a curated record. Gene Ontology annotation, molecular function: protein binding. The coding region runs from base 1 to 2022 and encodes 673 amino acids. NCBI's taxonomy places the organism in Eukaryota, Fungi, Ascomycota, Pichiomycetes, Serinales, Debaryomycetaceae. The transcript has a single exon.